Messenger RNA from Armigeres subalbatus, 1604 nucleotides. Its product is annotated as innexin inx5-like. The transcript is spliced from 3 exons. Gene Ontology annotation, biological process: phototransduction. Gene Ontology annotation, molecular function: gap junction channel activity. The record is from RefSeq and is a predicted model, not a curated record. NCBI's taxonomy places the organism in Eukaryota, Metazoa, Arthropoda, Insecta, Diptera, Culicidae. Gene Ontology annotation, cellular component: gap junction; plasma membrane. The coding region runs from base 181 to 1353 and encodes 390 amino acids.
AGUGCUAAAAUAACGGGCAAAUUCAGCGUGGGGCUGUGCUUUUCAAUCGAUCUGUUUGAUCUCCAUCUUUAGCAUAAACUGGGCCGAAUAGUGAUGUUUUAUUACAAAAGUGCUUUAACAAAGUGAAAUUCGUUGAAUUUAUCUCUAGUUUACGGUGUAAUUUACCGAGAAUUCUCAACCAUGAUUGAACUUACCCGUUCGUUACGAGAUUUACUCGUUACCAAAACACUGGACUCGACCAACACAGUUUGGCGCCUGCACAGCCGGGUCACCGUCUACAUGUUGGUCUUCUUUACAAUUCUGCUGUCGGCCCGGGCUUACUUUGGCGAUCCAAUCGACUGCAUCAGCACGGCAGCUCCCGCGGUGAAACCCAGCUUGCAUAGCUUCUGUUGGACACUGGGAACGUUCAUUAGCCGCGAUCCGAAGUUUGUUGAGGCAAGUUGGGAUUUUAUCGAAAUCGGAGCCCAAAUGGGUCACAUUCCCAAGGAAGAUCGGUUCUAUCAGAAAUAUUACCAAUGGGUCCCGUUUCUGUUGGCAAUCCAGGCGAUCCUGUUCUCGUUCCCGAAGCACUUGUGGCGAUUUUGCGAAGGCGGCCGACUGGCUACUCUGUGUGGUAACUUGAACUCGAUCUUGCCCCCGAACCAGUGGACACGGAAACGCAAAGUCCAAACGCUGCUCUAUCUGACCCAGGAAUGCCGCAGGCGGCACAACAAAUAUGCGUUAAUUUUCGUCGGAUGCGAGCUACUCAACUUCUUGGUAGUUAUGGUGAAUAUGCUCUUGAUGAACUUUCUGUUCGGAGGAUUCUGGACCAGUUAUCAGCCAGCGAUACAGGCAUUGUUCUCGUUGGACAUGAAUGCCUGGACAUCGUAUAACUCGUUGGUGUUUCCCAAGCUAGCCAAGUGCGACUUCAGCUAUAUUGGACCGAGUGGAACCAAACAAAACGUGGACGCAUUAUGUUUGCUCCCGCAAAACAUAGUCAACGAGAAAAUUUUCGCCUUCCUGUGGCUUUGGUUCAUUCUGCUGGCGGUCGUAUCCGGCCUGCAGUUGUGCUAUCGAAUGGUACAGAUUUGCUGCCGAAGUGUUCGAUUCCAUUUGCUGUUCAGCUUACUGGAUCCAAUAAGCUACCAUCGCUUGAAACGAGUUGUUCGAGAUGCCAAUAUCGGGUAUUGGUUCCUACUUUACCAAAUGUCGCGCAACAUCAACAAAGGUGUGAUGAGGGAGAUUAUCCGGGAUCUAUCCAGAAUUGGUCAGGAGCUUAACAUGUCCAAGCUGAACGUGAACGAACUGCAGUUCGAUGUCGAAGCACCGAACAUACAAGAGGAGGAACCCGAGGAUGACGAAGUAACGGUGUGAUCGGAAGGGAUUCUCUCGAUGCCAAUACGAAUCUGCCGUAUCCAAGAGGAAGAAAUGUAUAAAACAAUUGAAUUAUUACUGAGUUAGGUUUUUGUUCUGUCAAUGUGUAAAUUCUUGGAACUGGUAACGGGGUUUUCUUUUAUAUUGACUUUGCUGAUAUAUGCCUAUCAGGAGGCCUAUUAUUGUACUAAUGUGUUCAAUUUUCCUAGUUUUAGGAAAGAAAUAUUGAAAAUAUAUUUGAUGUAAAUGAA